CUUUCUUUCUUUUCCACACUAACGCACAAUGUCAACAACGCGCAAAUCGUUCGCUCAGGCUGCAUCGCGCACCGGCCGCGCACCCCGCGAGCUCGAAGUCCUCGUGUUUGGCGCCACGGGGUUUACUGGAACGCUUGUUGCGCGCUACCUCGCCGAGCGUCUCCCAGCCGGGUCCAAGUGGGGCAUUGCUGGACGCGACGCAGCGAAACUCAACAAGGUCAAAUCAGAGCUGAUCGCCCUGCGAGGUUCCUGCGCUGAAGACGUCGUUGUUGUCGAUGGCGUGGAUGUCGAAAGCGAGCUUUCCAUCAAGGCAGCGACUGCUCGAACUUGGGUGCUCCUCAAUUGCGUUGGACCGUUCAUCGCGUACGGCAUUCCCGUCGUUCGCUCGUGCAUCGAAACGCACACAGACUAUGUGGACAUUACCGGCGAGCCGCGUUUUGUCUCGGCGGUGGUGGAGCAAUUCCACCAGCGUGCCACUGAGGCAGACGUGCUCAUUGUGCCUUGCUGCGGGUUUGAUUCGAUUCCUGCAGACCUGGGUGUGUGGUACACGCUGCAGCUGCCUGGCUGCAUUGACGCAGCGACGCAAACCUCCCGCGUUCAGUCGGUCAAAACGGUCAUUGCCGCCCGCGCCAACCUGUCGAACGGCACUUUCACCACGGCGAUCGAGGCUGUGGGCAUGUCGCAGCUGAGCGAUCUGAGGCAGCUGAUGCAGGCGUGGUACAACUCUGGCUCGCUGUCGCAGUUCCUCUUCCCGCCUGCCGCAAACGCCCCGCGCUUUUCAAUCCAAUACAUGCGGGCCGUCAAGGAUUGGGUCAUGCCACUGCCCGUGAUUGACACGGCCAUUGUGCGCCGCAGCUGGGAGCUGACACCAAAAGCCAGCGGGAGCAGCACCACCAACGUGGCCUCGCCCUACCCGUCGCCCUUCUACUACGGACAGUACUACCAGAUGCGCGGCUUCAAGUCUGUGCUGAAACUGGUGCUGUUCUUCCCCAUCCUGCUGCUGUUGACCGUUGUUGCCCGCUUUCCUGGUGGCCGCGCCUACCUCCAGCGAUUUGGUCCCAAGCAGCGCCAAGGCCCAUCCGAAGAGCGUCGCAAGCGCUCCUGGUUCAAGUCGCAAGUGAUUGCCUACGAUGCCAAGGGCGCCGUGCUCGCCCAAGGCGUUGUCAGCGGCGGCGACCCCGGCUACACUGAGACGGCCAAGAUGCUUUCCGAGUGUGCCUUGCUUCUCGCGCAUCAUCGCUACGAGCUGCCUCUUCGUGCCGGCGUUGCCACCACAGCCUCGGCCUUUGGCAACCACCUGGUCUCGAGCCUGAGCGCCGCUGGGAUUAAGUUUGAGGAUGUGACUGGCAAGGACCCGACGAGCGCUGCCAAGCGUCAGUCUUAAUGACCGAGUUGUACUGUAUUUGAUGCUCGGCUUGGAGGUUUUGUCAAAACUGCACUCUUGGGAGGGGGUUUGUAGCAGCAUCCAAGACUGUGGCUGAACUGAGCUUGUAAAGUGCAUGAAGUGCCUGUUCUCUCCGAUCUCCCCAGUGUUUGGUUAUGUGCUGGGUUUUGUCUGAUCUCUUCCUCCUGCUGCUUCGUCCUCGUGAUUGAAAUGAGCUUGUACAGUGUAGAAUACAGUUGUUCCGCAUCUUG
Capsaspora owczarzaki ATCC 30864 is the source of this 1635-nucleotide messenger RNA. RefSeq names its product saccharopine dehydrogenase. Bases 29 to 1384 code for a protein of 451 amino acids. Lineage: Eukaryota; Filasterea; Ministeriida; Capsasporidae. The record is from RefSeq and is a predicted model, not a curated record. The transcript has 4 exons.